Messenger RNA from Melanotaenia boesemani (Boeseman's rainbowfish), 2347 nucleotides. RefSeq names its product polymerase (DNA directed), beta (gene polb). Gene Ontology annotation, molecular function: DNA binding; DNA-directed DNA polymerase activity. Gene Ontology annotation, biological process: double-strand break repair via nonhomologous end joining. Bases 147 to 1157 code for a protein of 336 amino acids. Gene Ontology annotation, cellular component: nucleus. Lineage: Eukaryota; Metazoa; Chordata; Actinopteri; Atheriniformes; Melanotaeniidae. The record is from RefSeq and is a predicted model, not a curated record. The transcript has 14 exons.
UUGAGUCAUUGUUCAAUGUGCGCUAGCGUCAGCUAAUGUGCUAAUCAGAUGCUAGCUGAAAAUACAAAGAACUUGUAACAGCUGUCUACGUUUAAAAAAGCUAUUUUGACUUCCCAAAGAACAUUUGAACGCUUCUAAAAUCCAAAAUGAGUAAGAGAAAAGCGCCACAGGAAUCUCUAAACGAGGGAAUAACGGACUUUCUUGUCGAGCUGGCCAACUACGAGAAAAAUGUAAACAGAGCAAUACACAAGUACAAUGCAUACAGGAAAGCAGCAUCUACCAUUGCUAAGUACCCUCAGAAGAUCAAGAAUGGAGAAGAGGCAAGGAAACUGGAUGGCGUUGGAGCUAAAAUAGCAGAAAAGAUUGAUGAGUUCCUUCAAACUGGCAAACUAAGGAAACUGGAAAAGAUCCGUAAUGACGACACUAGCAGUUCCAUCAAUUUUCUCACCAGAGUUACAGGAAUUGGCCCAGCUGCUGCCAGGAAGUUUUUUGAAGAAGGAGUGAAGACGUUGGAUGAUUUAAAAAAGAUUGAGCACAAGCUUAAUCACCAUCAAAAGAUUGGCCUCAAGUACUUUGAAGAAUUUGAGAAGAGGAUCCCUAGAGCUGAAAUGGAAGAGAUGGAGGCUCUCAUUCUCAAGGAGUUGAAGAAAAUCGAUACAGAGUAUAUUGGAACAAUCUGUGGAAGCUACAGGAGAGGUGCAUCAUCAAGUGGUGACAUUGAUAUUUUGCUCACCCAUCCAGACUACACUUCUCAAACUGAGAAGCAACCUAAGCUCCUUCAUGAUGUGGUUGACCAUUUGGAGUCUAUUGGGUUUGUGACUGACACACUUUCUAAAGGAGACACCAAAUUCAUGGGAGUUUGCCAACUACAGGAGAGCGAUGAGGAGGAGGAAGCAUACCUUCACCGGCGUAUUGAUAUUAGACUGAUUCCCAAUGACCAGUACUACUGUGGAGUUCUGUAUUUCACUGGAAGUGACAUUUUCAAUAAAAACAUGAGGACUCAUGCUCUGGAGAAGGGCUUCACUCUUAAUGAAUACACCAUACGACCACUGGGUGUCACUGGCAUAGCAGGGGAGCCUCUGUUGGUGGAUAGUGAGAGAGACAUCUUUGAAUACAUCCAGUACAAAUACAAAGAGCCCAAGGACCGGAGCGAGUGAAGUGCAUAAAAUCUUACAGUUACAUCUGUAUUUAAAGUUAAAUCUGUCCUGCAAAAAACAUUUUAAGAACUGUGUGUUGCUUUUUUUACCAGUCAGCUAUGAUACUGAAAAGAAAACCACUGUGAAAGUUGUUUUGUUAUUUUUUGCUUUGGACGUCUUUUCUUUCCAUGUAAAGUUAAAGUGAUGUACAUUAAUGGUAUUUUAACUUAAGCAUGCAAACAUUUGGACAAGGGGAGGGAAAAAGGCGGGAAGAAAACUCAUUAGGUUUUGAACUCUACAAUUAUGUAUAGCUGUGAAGGUGCUUCGUCUUGAUUUUCACAGUUAUGAAUUAUGCUCAACAGUAACUUAUUAUACUAAGCUUUUACUUUUUUACUUAGAAUUUUUUUAUACAUCCAAAAGGGAUUAGAACUUAAAAGGAAACGUGUUACUGAGGAAUAAUUUUGUUCUUCCUUGAGGAUAAUGUUUUUUAACACUGCCAUAAUUAGCAGAAUACUUGUAAUUAUCCUAGUUUUAGUUUUUAAUCUGUAUUAUUUCACCCCCUGUGUGUGUGGUGUAAGUGUUGGAAUUGUUACAACGAUGCAACCUGUUUAUCAUUAAUAGGCUUGAUUUUUUGUUAAAAUGACAAAGAACACAGUGGUUGUUAAAUUUUUAAAACAAAUCCUCCAAAGUUUCCCCCAGUGAGAACUGUAUGUGAAUGUGCUGAUAUACUUGAUGACACUACUGUGUUUGUGAGAAACAACAUGCAGUAGAUUAAAGUGAAAUAUUACUUUGGUUUUAAACUUGAAUAUUAAAUCAGAACUUCAGUUUCAUGUAUGUGUAAUUGCAACUAUGCUGGAAAAUAUUUUUAAAAAUGUAGAUUUGUGGUUGCAUUGCUAACUUUGACAUGAGUAAAAUAGAUGGUUAAAAACAGAAUUUUAUUAUUUUGAAUAUGAAUUUAGGCUUGUGGAAAAUAAAGAAUGCCUCAACAGGAUGGUUUUUGCCAUAAGUCAAAUUCAAUUUUUAUUCAUGUAAAGUUUUACUAAUGUAUCCACUGUAACUAUAUGUCUUACGUCAUGUAAUGCCAAAGAUGUAGGAUGCUCUGUGGUGUUAGCUUUUCAAAACUAUAGUAUGAUGAGAAUUUACAUUGAAUCUAAACAUCAAUCCAUCUUCAUGUCCACAAUAUUCUAUUCAAAUCAAAUAUCAAAGAUGUU